Marchantia polymorpha subsp. ruderalis is the source of this 1723-nucleotide messenger RNA. The record is from the annotation of a GenBank genome assembly. NCBI's taxonomy places the organism in Eukaryota, Viridiplantae, Streptophyta, Marchantiopsida, Marchantiales, Marchantiaceae.
GCACGUGGAGUGAAGUGAAAUGAACUGCGAGUACGAGUACGAGCGGGAGCACGACACGUACGUGGAAAUUCGUCGUAUCUCUGAGUUGGGAUGUAUUGCGAGCUCUAAAGAUCUGGCAGUCAGAGGCAGAGGCUGCCAAAGUUGCCGAACGAGCAGCGAGCUGUCAGCCGUCUUAUGUUUGACAUUUGUUGUUGUACAUCAGGGGAGGGGAGGGAAGUCAGAAGCGGGUGGGAGUAUAUUGGUUGACACGGAGGAAAGGGACGAGGCAGACAGAAGCACGCAGCAGGUGGCAACAUUGCCAAAUAUGCUGUGAGCCGUCGUAUCAUUGACAUUCACCACUACUAUGAUCGUAAUGGGGGCCGAGAUGCGUCGCCAUUGACAUUUUCUCUCGCGUGCACUUUGCCAUCGGAAGAUUGUCUUUCGUCAAAUGUCAAUGUCCGUCGUUGACAUGGAGUGCAAGGUCUAAAUGAAAGUUUGCCAUUGACAUUCUUUGCCUCUUCGCUCUUGCUUGCAAGAUGAGGAGGACCAUGAUCAAGCAUGGCAGCUUACCAACUCCCCCAGUCUACAGUAGAGCAUAUCAACAGUUGACUCCGGAAAGAUCUUCUCAAAGAUCUGAAGAAUUGACUUACGAACCGAGACAACUCUCGACGAGCGCUGCAUGCAUGCGCAGGGUCGGUCCAGUUCAGAACACUGUUGGAGGUGGCAAAGCCUCUGACACCCAGAUCAAAACUCUGCGAUCUUGACUUUCACCAUAACCCGAACGCCCUUUCCUGUAGAUGAUAGAAGCAAGAUCGAUAGAGAGCAGCUUGAACUCUGGGGAGGGCGUUUCUGAAGAAUAGCUCCCUUUGUGCCCACUACUUCCCAAGUGACAACGGCCAACUACACCACCUCACCCUCAGUUCGUAUGAAAAGUCAUUGAUUGGGAUCAUCUCGGAUCAUCUGGUGAAUGCUAAGCUUUAUGAAUACUUGAUGUCGUCCAUGACCAUUGUCUGUUCUCAAGAGACAAAAAGCGGCAUAUGUUCCUGUGAGUGCAAUCGAGUGUUGUGCUUUUGUAUCAGUGAAUGCUCGCUACGGAAUCAGAUAUCAUAUAUCAUCCCUUGUGAGUCGAAGUUUCCGUUCAAGAGAUUGGAGCUUUCCACCGAAUUCCUCCUCCUCAGCGCCAUAGCAGUGAAGAGGAGUAAGUCGGAUUUCAACCAGAACAGUGAUCAUCGACGGGGACUCGACAUGCAAGAACUUGCCACAAAAGCCAGCGCUUGCCAGUGGCGGAGGAGUCCUGUGAGGCCUGACGUUAGCCCUAGGCUUUAUGGGCAGAGAAAGAUAUCCCAUCAAGCGUGUGAUUCGCUACUAUCUUGUCUAGAGCAGCCAACCCAAACAUCAAACAAAUAUCCCAAACAUGCUUCACCGAAACGUCAACUUAUCAUAUCCCGACUCAACCAGCUAAGACUGAUCCUACACCGCCCUCGCGAAGUCAAAAUGUCCAGCUCUCAGGAGCAUUCAUCUAUCCACGACACCUUUCACCGCUGGUGACAGCAGCACAGUUCUGGAAGCACCUUGACAGAUUCUUUAGAUACUGCUAACCACCUACCGACCUGGAACCAAAUCUCCUUCAACAGGCGGUUAUUUGAUACUGGUGUCCCAAAAGCUAUAGGAUAUGAAUUGCCUGUUCCAGAGAUCCAGAGAGAAGUCGGUUCGAUGUGGGGUUUCACUCCGUGACCGAGUGUGU